Molecule: messenger RNA, 1341 nt
Organism: Tarenaya hassleriana
Lineage: Eukaryota; Viridiplantae; Streptophyta; Magnoliopsida; Brassicales; Cleomaceae
Product: glyceraldehyde-3-phosphate dehydrogenase GAPC1, cytosolic
Exons: 12
Coding region: 114-1130 (338 amino acids)
Biological process (GO): glucose metabolic process
Molecular function (GO): NAD binding; oxidoreductase activity, acting on the aldehyde or oxo group of donors, NAD or NADP as acceptor; NADP binding
Source: RefSeq, a predicted model, not a curated record
UCUUUUAAAUAACCCUAAAGUCUCGCCAGACAUUUCACUUGUCAUUUCACUGAGAAGCCUCUCUCUCUCUACGAAUCUCAACUGUUCAUCUCUCUCGCUUCUCCGAUCUCACUAUGGCGGACAAGAAGAUUAAGAUCGGAAUCAACGGAUUCGGAAGAAUCGGUCGUUUGGUCGCAAGAGUUAUCUUGCAGAGGAACGAUGUUGAGCUCGUCGCUGUCAACGAUCCUUUCAUCACCACUGAGUACAUGACCUACAUGUUCAAGUACGACAGUGUUCACGGUCAGUGGAAGCACCAUGAUCUCAAGGUCAAGGAUGAGAAGACUCUUCUCUUUGGCGAGAAGCCCGUCACUGUUUUCGGUAUCAGGAACCCUGAGGAGAUCCCAUGGGCUGAAGCUGGUGCUGAGUUUGUUGUUGAGUCCACCGGUGUAUUUACUGACAAGGACAAGGCUGCUGCUCACUUGAAGGGUGGUGCCAAGAAGGUUAUCAUCUCUGCCCCGAGCAAGGAUGCACCCAUGUUUGUUGUUGGUGUCAAUGAGCAUGAGUACAAGCCUGAGCUUGACAUUGUUUCCAAUGCUAGUUGCACCACCAACUGCCUUGCUCCACUUGCCAAGGUUAUUAACGACAGGUUCGGAAUCGUAGAGGGCCUUAUGACCACCGUCCAUUCUAUCACUGCUACGCAGAAGACUGUUGAUGGUCCAUCAAUGAAGGACUGGAGAGGUGGAAGAGCUGCAUCCUUCAACAUUAUUCCUAGCAGCACUGGAGCUGCCAAGGCUGUUGGCAAGGUUCUCCCAGCACUCAAUGGAAAGUUGACGGGGAUGGCCUUCCGUGUUCCGACAGUGGAUGUCUCAGUUGUUGACCUUACUGUUAGGCUUGAGAAAGCUGCCACAUACGAUGAGAUCAAGAAAGCUAUCAAGGAGGAGUCAGAAGGGAAGCUGAAGGGAAUCUUGGGUUACACUGAGGAUGAUGUUGUUUCUACAGACUUUAUUGGGGACAACAGGUCGAGUAUAUUCGAUGCAAAGGCUGGAAUUGCGUUGAGCGAGAAUUUUGUGAAGCUCGUCACUUGGUACGACAACGAGUGGGGAUACAGUUCACGUGUGGUCGACUUGAUUGUUCACAUGUCAAAGGCCUAAAUCUCCCACCCUCUAAUGGGACUAUAGAGAGACGGAAAGGAAAUCAAAGCAAGGCUCCUUCCUUCUCAUGUUUGUUUCUUGGAUUAUAAUAACAUAUAUAAAACUUUGGAGUUUCCAUUUCUUGCUCUGCCAUGGCGUUUUGCUUGUAUGACCUUUUGAUUAUGGUCCUUCAGAUCAAAUCUUUACUUGACAUAAUAUUUGUGUUCGUUUC